Molecule: messenger RNA, 957 nt
Organism: Gongylonema pulchrum
Lineage: Eukaryota; Metazoa; Nematoda; Chromadorea; Rhabditida; Gongylonematidae
Source: the annotation of a GenBank genome assembly
AUGUCGCUGGUGGAAUCAGGCUGGCGUCAGUUCACUUUUUUCGAGAAGCACAAUGUUUGUGAUCCAGAAAAUCCAGAAAGCAAAUUCAGUGGUUUAAAGGAAGACGAGGAAGGUGUAAACUCGUUGGUGAAGUUGUGGCAGUUAGACCGAGUUGAGAAGGAUGCACCGUUUUGCGUGCGUGUCAUACGCGUUUGUCCAUUGUUAGGCAUUGGCCGUAGCACGCGUGCCUGUCACGUGGCGUUGCAUUCGUCCUUGCGCCACAUUGCUGUGGGUUUUAUUGACUCCUCCGUAAUUUACUCUGCGAGUAAUAUCAUCAAAGAAAAAUCUGGGAAAUGGCUUACUGUGGUAGAUGGUGCAAAUUCAGGAUCAGGCGACGAGGUGACAGGCUUGUGUCUUGCUUGGCUGGCAGCUCAGGAUAUUUGCGUUCUUUAUUGUUUAACAUCAACAGCAAUUUUAUCUUUCUCAAUUUCAAAUAAGGCAACGAUAAAUAGGGUUGAGCACGAUGCGAAGGGCUGCUUGCGUGAUUGUUGGAGUUUCAGCGAAGUAAACAAUCAGCUCAUUGUUGGAAGUACUGAGAUGGUAUAUUUCUACGAAGCAGAGCAAAGUGCAGCUGCUGAUCCUGACAGUGGCAAAGGCCGUUGUCAUGCGCUUGGCAGAAGUAAUGAGAAAAUUCAACUGCUAGCACUCAACAAUCAUGUCGCUUUGCUCACUCGACAGCCAACCUCAAUUCCUUAUUCAAGCGAACUAUGGACAUAUGUUGUUUCAAUAUACGAUGUCGAAGGCCAGUGUGUUGCUUUCUCAUGUGCUGUUCCAGCAGUUUCGCGGAUGUUUCUACUUGAUUCUAUGUUUAUGGUGCUCACUCAAGAUGGAACACUCUCAGCGUUUACGGAGAAGAAUAUUAGCGCUAAACUGGACAUCCUGUUCAAAAAAAACCUCUAUGAUCUCGCCGUAGGGUAA